UCUGCCCAUACUUUACAAGCGUCCCUCAAUUUCAAUUCUACGGUAACUCUUCGAAAAAAGAAAAAGGAAAAGAGGCUUGUCUCCUGAUCCUACCAAGCAAUCACUGAAGCUCAAAUCCUCCUCUAAUUCUACCGGUAAAGACUAUCAUCUCGCCAAUCUCCUCGCAGAGAAGAAAAAAAAUGGUGGUAUCAUCGACGGCUACAGACUCCAGCGAGAAUGUGCAGUCGACAUUCGCGUCCAGAUAUGUGCGCACAUCGCUUCCCAGGUUCAAGAUGCCGGAGCAGUCGAUCCCAAAGGAAGCGGCGUAUCAGAUCAUCAGCGACGAGCUGAUGCUGGACGGGAACCCGAGGCUGAACCUGGCCUCCUUUGUGACCACAUGGAUGGAGCCGGAGUGCGAUAAGCUCAUCAUGGACGCCAUCAACAAGAACUACGUCGACAUGGACGAGUAUCCCGUCACCACUGAGCUUCAGAAUCGAUGUGUAAAUAUGAUAGCCCACCUCUUCCAUGCCCCAAUAGGAGAGGAAGAAAUAGCCAUUGGAGUGGGAACAAUAGGGUCCUCAGAGGCAAUAAUGCUGGCAGGACUAGCCUUCAAGAGGAAGUGGCAGAACAAGAGGAAAGCUGAGGGAAAACCCUACGAUAAGCCAAACAUUGUUACUGGUGCCAAUGUGCAGGUUUGCUGGGAGAAAUUUGCAAGGUACUUUGAGGUGGAACUGAAAGAGGUGAAGCUAAGGGAAGGCUUCUAUGUGAUGGACCCAGUGAAAGCAGUAGAGAUGGUUGAUGAGAAUACCAUAUGUGUGGCAGCAAUAUUGGGCUCGACACUUACAGGGGAGUUUGAAGAUGUCAAAUUUUUGAAUGAUCUCCUUACUAAGAAGAAUAAGGAAACUGGUUGGGAUACUCCGAUCCAUGUUGAUGCUGCUAGUGGUGGAUUCAUAGCUCCAUUCUUAUACCCGGAACUUGAGUGGGAUUUCAGACUGCCACUGGUUAAGAGUAUCAAUGUCAGUGGGCACAAGUAUGGCCUUGUCUAUGCUGGUGUGGGAUGGGUUGUUUGGAGGACUAAAGAUGAUUUGCCAGAAGAGCUUAUCUUCCACAUAAAUUAUCUUGGGGCUGAUCAACCCACUUUUACUCUCAACUUCUCGAAAGGCUCCAGUCAAAUAAUUGCUCAAUAUUAUCAGUUAAUCCGUUUGGGGUUUGAGGGUUACAAGAACGUUAUGGAAAAUUGCAUGGAGAAUGCGAAGGUGUUGAGGGAAGGGAUAGAAAAGAUGGGUCGGUUUGAUGUGGUCUCCAAGGAUGUGGGUGUACCACUAGUUGCCUUUGCUCUUAAAGAUUGCAGCAAGCACACGGUCUUUGAAAUAUCAGAAAGUUUGAGAAGGUUUGGAUGGAUCGUCCCAGCAUACACAAUGCCUCCUGAUGCACAACACAUUGCUGUCCUCCGAGUGGUGAUUAGAGAGGAUUUCGGUAGAAGCCUUGCGGUGCGGCUAAUUGCUGAUAUAGAGAAGGUUUUGAAGGAGUUAGACUCUUUGCCAAGCAGGGUGCAGCCUCGAGUUGAAACAAAAGAUGGCAAUGGAGGUGGACAUGCAAAUAAAAAGAGUGAGAGAGAGAUGCAAGAGGAGAUAACGACUUAUUGGAGGAAUCUGGUGACUGGCAAAAAGACCAACGGAGUUUGCUAAACUUGUCUCUUUCAUCUAAAACAGACCAAGAGUUUGUCUUGUACUCCCCAUAUGGUUUAAAUAAUUUGUAUUAUGUGAAGUUGUAAGUAUAAUUGCUAAAUAUUGUUACUUGGGCUUGGAGAAUUUUACUUGCUUUUGACAGAUUACCUUUUGCACCGGAUAUGGUCCAUAUAAGAAAUACCUCAAAAACCUUAUAGUUUAUAAUGUAUUUGGGGCUUUUUGAAUCUGGGUUUAUGUUUUAACAAGCUUUGUCUAUUCCAUACUUAAAGAGUGACUACAAUUCUCUGUUGAGAAAAUGUUCAUCAUUAAUUGAACCUGGUUGAGAUGUAAUCAUUCAUUUUUUUGGA
Molecule: messenger RNA, 2014 nt
Organism: Nelumbo nucifera (sacred lotus)
Lineage: Eukaryota; Viridiplantae; Streptophyta; Magnoliopsida; Proteales; Nelumbonaceae
Product: glutamate decarboxylase-like
Biological process (GO): L-glutamate catabolic process
Cellular component (GO): cytosol
Molecular function (GO): glutamate decarboxylase activity; pyridoxal phosphate binding
Source: RefSeq, a predicted model, not a curated record